This is a messenger RNA of Volvox carteri f. nagariensis, 1336 nucleotides long. RefSeq lists its product as uncharacterized. The record is from RefSeq and is a predicted model, not a curated record. NCBI's taxonomy places the organism in Eukaryota, Viridiplantae, Chlorophyta, Chlorophyceae, Chlamydomonadales, Volvocaceae. The coding region runs from base 314 to 1336 and encodes 340 amino acids. The transcript is spliced from 6 exons. Gene Ontology annotation, cellular component: cytosol.
CAAGCUGCAGAAGGGUAGGUUUGAUAUUAGCUUAGUCCCUUCAGCGAAGAUUGGGCUCUGAGACCAGAGCCCAAUCUUGCAGGGAAAGCAUACAUACAUGUGCGGCUAACGAAGUGGAUUGAAAAUUGCAAAACAUUUGGAUGCAUAUUCCAGUGACGUGAGCACAUUACAAUUUGUCACGACUUCUUUUAUCUAUGUUAGCUGGUGGCCGGAAUAUUGCAUUACUUGGUUGCCUACCUUCAAGGAAAGGUUUAUCGUCUCAACUAAUUUUUUACUCUUUAGUUUAGCUUCUACUGAGUCGGUUGAAGGCAGAAUGCACAGCGUUACAUGGGAGACACCAGCCGGGCGGCUCCAAUUGCGAAGUCCGCUUUUACGUCCAGUACCAGCUUAUUUGGUUACGCCGUUCCAUUCGAGCGUUGCAGCGCGGCCGGGGCCGGCUUCAGCUCGGCGGCCCUUGAGGUGUGCCGUAAGCGAUGCGCCUUCUGAGCCAGCCACGUCAACAUCUUGCGUCGCUGACAUCGACAAAGAACUAGUCGCGGAGAAAGCCCGGGAAGGAAUGCACCGCUUCGCAGCAAGCACGCGCAAGGUCGGAGCUACUCGUCUGGUGGUAGACUCACUGAAGCGCAUCUCGCUGACGUUCCUGGGGGAUGACCAUGCCCUCAACUUUGCGGUCGCCAAAAUAGUGGGCUCGCGUCUAGGGUGGUUUGCGGUCGACAUCCCCAAAAUUAUUUGCGGCAUGCGGAAAGUAACAUCCCUGGAUCAGCUGAGUGUGGAGGAGCGAGCUGCCUCCGAGAUGGAGGUGCUACGGGGGCUUCGGACUCAAUUCCGAGUCAUCGCAACACCCCUCCCUGGAGGUGCCAUCGCCCGCGAGGCAGCGUGGCAAGAUCUGUGGGGCAGCGUGAUUGUGUGGAUUGACGAGGAGGAUAAGCUAAGGCCCAAGCCGCGUACUGCGGAGAGGGUGCUGUACGAGGACAAGGCAGAGGUGGUUGUUCGGGCCAAGGUCCAGAAGGGUUUUGCGGUCAAGGGCGGCAACAGUCUGGACAACCGAGCCAAGGCUGUGGCAGAGCUGCUCCUACCUCGCCUGAGCGACCACUUAGCGGAGUUUCCGGAGCUGGCGGACCGGAAGCGGCAGUAUGUGGAACUGGGCUGCCGAGGCGACUGGCCGGAGCUACAGCCCCCCCAGUGGAGCCCCGUGGUGCAGGGCCUUGCAGCGGAUCGGAAGCCGCUGUUGGGAUUCGAGGAGGAGGCCCCAGCUGAUGAUGCUAUGAAUGUGACGGCAAGGGAGGAAGGGGCUGUAGCGGUGGCAGCUGCACCGGAGGCCGCAGCAACGGCGUAA